Setaria italica (foxtail millet) is the source of this 3607-nucleotide messenger RNA. Its product is annotated as U-box domain-containing protein 70. The record is from RefSeq and is a predicted model, not a curated record. NCBI's taxonomy places the organism in Eukaryota, Viridiplantae, Streptophyta, Magnoliopsida, Poales, Poaceae. Gene Ontology annotation, molecular function: ubiquitin-protein transferase activity; protein kinase activity; ATP binding. Gene Ontology annotation, biological process: protein ubiquitination; protein phosphorylation. The transcript is spliced from 8 exons. The coding region runs from base 1065 to 3356 and encodes 763 amino acids.
CACGCCUCGUGGGCCUCGUGGCGAGCCGUUGCGCUGCGACCGGGCACCCCCGCCGGCCGCCGCUCACCGGAGCGGCGGAGCGCCACAUUUGCGAUGGCUUCCCCAGUUCCCCCUCGCGCCGCUGCAGUGGAGCACUGGAGCCUUCCUGCCGAGGAUGAUGGGCCCGUGGCCUCGCCAUUGCGCUCGCGCAUCCACUCCCAUGGCCCACCGUCAGCCACGCUCGGGAACCGACGGUACGGGGCUCUGGCCUGCAGCCUGCUGCGCUGUGAUGUGAACCUGUGGAGUCCGUAUCCACAUCGGACCAUAAGUACUGAGCUUGCCUGAACUCAGAGAGGUAUUCCCUCAUUUCUUCCCAGUCAUUUCGUAUUGGUGAGUCACUAGCGGUGUUUCCCAGUUGUUCAAUCAUGGCUAGAUUCGAACCUAGUUCGUCGAUCGUCACGAUUAAUUUUCGCCUUACCAUUCAUUGAAUGCAUCCAGUAGUUUUUUUAAUCUUCUGCGAUGAAGAUCUGUUUUUUUUUUUGCAAGAUGUUAUGCUAGCUUUGCUAAGGUAGGUAGUCGUCUUCUGGCUCUUGUAGAUAGCUGGAGGUGAAUGUGUAAUGCCUUUACGUUCCUGCAUUAUAAUCGAAUUAGAUGACAUUUCUGAAUUCUUUAGAUGACAUUUCUGUCUUUUGCUUUGACUGUUUACUGUUGGGUUUAUUUUAUCGCACCCUAUUCAGCUCCUUUACUUUACAGUAAUGGGGAGAAAAAAGGCAAUGGUUUCACUAGGGAAUACUGUGGAAGGCAAAUGUAAGUGGAGUUCUUCCAGUACUAUCGAUGUAGCACGAACUGCCUGUCAUAUUCACAGGGGAAAAAAAACUGAUAUACAUCCAUCAUUCAUUCAUUCUGUUGGACUUACUGACAUCUGAAUGGGUCUUCAGAAGACUUGGGGUACCUUCUAUGCAGGCAGUCGACUAGCCUAGUCAACAGAGCUCCUCCAUGUAAAUCAGGAAAGAAAAUUCAACAGAUAUUUCUUGAAAUGAAGUGACAGUCAGCAGAAUACUUGUGGUAAGCUAUUGAGACAAAGGAUGCUUCAAAUCAUGCACAUUAGACUGUUCAAACUCUCUCUCUCUGCCACAGGAAGCAUUAACCUAUCUCAUUUUGCCUUGUCAAACGGGCAAUUCUUUCUAUAUAUAUCAGUCAUCCGAAAAGGAAACUGGUUGAUACCAUACCAUAUCUCUCUGGUCCAUCUCCAGGGCCUUAGCACUUUAUCAGUUGCACGCAUGAUGCUUAGGCAGAAGAGCCUUUUUAGAGACAAGGUGUUCGUUGCAAUUCCUGAGGAGCCAAGGGAUGCCAAGUCUAUACUAUCUUGGGUUAUGGACCAUACAUCUGAUGGCGCAGAGAUCAUCAUCAUCCACAUAGUAACUGCACCAAACUUUGAAAGCCAGCAGCAAAUUGUGGACAGCUACCUGAAUCAGUGCUCAAGGAAAAAGGUUAGAGCUGAGAAACGGGUGUUUCUAUUCAACAAGAUCGAUGAAGGCCUUAUUCAUCUGAUAAAAAUAUAUGGGGUCACUGAACUUGUUAUGGGUGCAGCUGCAGAUAGACAUUACAGGAGGAAAAUGAAAGCACCAGAGUCUCAGACAGCAAUGAGCGUGAUGCAACAAGCUCAGUCACACUGCAAUAUAUGGUUUAUUUGCAAGGGAAAGCUAGUAUUUUUCAGGGAAGCAAAUUGCUGCCUACUGACCAAGUCAAAAUCAGCGCGGCCAUCUUGUGGUGUUGGAAACCCAAAGAUGGAUCUCCAAAGUUUUCUUCAACCUAAUUUAGAGGCUAAAAGAUUGGAAUAUAUGUAUAUUAAGGAAAUGAAAUUAAGAAAGGAAACAGAGGAAGAACUCUCUCAGCAAAUGGAAGAAACAGAAUCUCUGAAGCAAGCAACUUUAAUGCUCCAAAAUGAGCUUGAUUGGUACAGAUACCAAUGGAAGGAGAAUGCCAGUGCACUGCAAGAGGCAAACCAGCAGAAGUGUCUUCUGGAACACCAGAUAUCAGAGUCAGACUCUAUCGCCAGCUAUUUAGGAGAGAGCAUGAGAGUGUCUGAUCCUCUCGUCCAGUCACUAAAGUUGGCGUACAGUAAAGUGAAGCGGGAGCGAGAUGAUGCGGUUAAAAAGGCAAGGGACAUGCAUAUGGAGAAAGAGCUCACAGCACCUUGUGCCUAUGGAGUAAUGAACUCUGAAUUCUCCUUGCUGGAGUUGGAGCAGGCUACCCAGGUCUUCAGCCGUUCACUUAACAUUGGUCGAGGUGGAUUUGGAUCUGUCUAUAAAGGUUUUCUUCGCGGCACUACAGUAGCUAUAAAGAUACUAGAUACUGAAAGCUUGCAUGCCCAGUCACAGUUUCAGCAAGAGGUAGUGAUACUCAGUAGAGUGAGGCAUCCACAUCUAGUCACCCUUAUUGGAGCCUGUCCUGAAGCUUCUGCCCUUGUUUACGAGUUCUUGCCAAAUGGAAGCCUAGAAGAUCGUCUGAACUGUGUUGACAACACCCUGCCACUCACUUGGCAGGUGCGCAUCCGAAUCAUCAGGGAGGUUUGCUCUGCACUGAUUUUCCUUCACAAGCACAAGCCUCAUCCUGUUGUGCAUGGGGACCUCAAGCCAGGCAACAUCCUCCUGGAUGCAAACUUACUGAGUAAGGUCAGCGACUUUGGGAUCUCCCGUCUUUUGCUGGAGUCCAGUGUCACUGGCAGCGACGCGCACUUCACCUCCCAGCCUAUGGGGACACCGGCAUACAUGGACCCAGAGUUCUUUGGCACAGGGGAACUUACUCCACAGUCUGACACUUAUUCCUUUGGUGUUACCAUCCUGCGGCUCUUGACCGGAAUGGCGCCUCUACGCCUCAUAAGGGUGGUGCAGGGGGCACUGAACGAUGAUGACCUGCAUUCUGUGUUGGAUCACUCAGCAGGUGAGUGGCCUCUGGUGCAGGCGGAGCAGCUCGCAAGAAUCGGGCUGCAGUGCUCGGAGCUCAGCAGGCAGAAACGCCCUGAUCUUCAACGCGACGUGUGGAGGGUGAUUGGACCUAUCAUAAAGGAAGAUCAUGUACCUUUGUCACAAUCUUUUCGAUCCAUGUUCAGUGAAAGCAGUAGAACUGUUGCCAUGCCAUCCUAUUUCCUUUGCCCAAUAUCUCAGGUUCUCAUGAGAGAUCCUCAGGUGGCAGCGGAUGGCUUCACCUACGAAGCUGAUGCUCUUAGACGUUGGCUGGAUAGUGGGCAUGACACAUCCCCAAUGACAAACAAAACUCUUUCAAACAGUGACACCAUCCCGAAUCACUCGAUGCGUUCAGCCAUCCAAGAAUACCUCCGGCAGAACAAGAUGCAAGAGCUAUUUGCGCUGGGAUAGCAGCAGGCCACUUUUGGAGUUCGUUUUUUAUGGGUGACAUUUUUAGAGUUUUCAGGUGUGCCAACUAAUACGCCUAACGUAAGCACAUAUUUGAAAGAUAAGGUAUUCAUUUGAGUUGAGGAAUUGUAAAUGCAAAAAAAGAAAAAAGAAAAUCCCUUUUAUGAUGUGUACAUGACCUAUAUGGAUUCAGUGGUAUAAUUUGUUCAUGAUUUUCCCAUAAGGAGUGGCGUGGAAAAAUGCACUUCAUUUUC